AUGGCUAGUUGGCAAGUGCUCUUCGACGGCUCUGUCUACACUCGCGCUGCAUACCAUUCCACUCGCUCUCUGUUCGACGAGGAGGCACUUGCGAUUUGCGAUGGUGAAGACAUCGCCAAUCUAUUGGCUAUUGUCCAUCCGCUCAUGUCGAGAUACUGCCGUUCUCUUGACGACGGCGUGCAAGAAACUCAAUGCGACCUUCGCGUGCGUAAAUCUCUUUACAACGCGUGGGCCGUUUUGAGUACCGACCAUGCCAACUCCGCUUGGGAUGAGUGGAUGCUCGAGGCGCCUGAAGGCGACGAGGAUUAUUAUCUCCCAGUGGAUUGUCUUACUGGGGACUUCGUCAUGACUCCGUUGAGUAAUGACGAACUCCUUCAAGUUCUCCCUGCAAUCUGUGAUGCGCCUGUCAGGGCAAACCCUUUUCCAGCUUCAUCUACUCCUGUCGCUAGUCGUCAUCCAUCGCCCGUUGACGAGGAGUCUGACCGAGAGGACUCUCCCAUCUUUAAACGUCGUAGAGGCGUUCUCGCGUCGCCAGGCCUCAUGAAGUUUACGCCUUCGCUGCUGGACAGUCCUCCCGCUGCCGGCCACUCUCGUACUUCUGCUACUCCAGCAACUGGUUCUGCUGACACGCCAAUUCCUAUUUCUUUAUCUCCUACGCCGCCGCUUGGUAUCUUGCCGCCUAUCGCAUCUUUUCCAGCACCGCCUGCCAACGCCUCUUCGAUCCUCGCAGUCCCCCGCCUCAACAUUCCUAAGGUGGAGAUGCACACGCGUCGUGAUCGCCCUGCAAAAGCUAUUGCCAAAAUGAAGAACACUCUCGUGCUUGCUCCAAGCACGAAAUCUAAGGCCAGCAAACGCAAACGGAGUCCCAGUGAGGAAGGAGAGGAUGAGCAAUCGGACAAGUCGUUCGUUGCUAGUCCUCCUCCUCGUAAACGUGGACGGCCCCGUAAAAGCGCGCCAGAGGUCAUUAACCCCGAGCUAACUCGUGAUAAGCAAAGGCUCUUACCUCCUCAUGAGCGUUUCAUAGGGGCGUUCAACGUCCCCACCGACUUGGAGCAUCUUUUCAACAAACCAUUCAUCCCCGAGCCUUGCGUUCAAUGCUCGAUGGGCAAAAACCGAAAGGAGGAGAAAUGUCAGUUUCAAGGCUGGGGUUACCCCUGUGUGCCUUGUACUACUGCGCAUUUCACCUGCUGUGAAUUCAGCUUGAAACCUGUUCGUCGUGCUGAAGUCCGCGGUAUCUUGGGACGUCGCCCUGUUCGCUUGGCUCCGGAACUCAUUAUUUCUCAUGUCCAAGACGCUAUAUUCGAUCAACAGCACAUCCGCGCACAACACGCGAUCCUUGACUCCCUCAUGUAUCGUCGGGAUACCAACAUGCGCCGCGCUGCUCGAGCGCUCUUUGACCUCGCUGUUCUCGAAGGCCGUGAAAACUUGGUUGGAACCAUUUUUCAGACUCAAGAGGACCUCGACCACUACUUUCCUUUCUUUAUGAACUAUCUUGGCGAUCUUGCCAAUCCCUCCGAUGGCGAGGCUGCCAAAGACUCCCUCGACAAUCUGGCAGAGAUGGCCGUUCUGUUUGAGAAGAUCUGCCCUGGUCGUCCUCCUACCGAUGAUUCUGACGAGGACGACGAAGACGAUCAAGACAAUGAAAGCGAGGCCCCGGCCAACGAUGGGUGA
Messenger RNA from Laccaria bicolor S238N-H82, 1671 nucleotides. RefSeq lists its product as uncharacterized. The record is from RefSeq and is a predicted model, not a curated record. The coding region runs from base 1 to 1671 and encodes 556 amino acids. Lineage: Eukaryota; Fungi; Basidiomycota; Agaricomycetes; Agaricales; Hydnangiaceae. The transcript is spliced from 8 exons.